AUGGAGAAUAAAAACGUGGAACUAGGUGCGAUCGCUAGGUCGAUGUCCUCUGAUGAUAUUCCUCAUGCCCGAUCGAAAGGAAAUACGAACAGAGACGAUCAAGAAAUGGCAUAUUUUGGAAAGCGUCAGCAAUUGAAGCGUAAUUUUGGAUUCCUGUCGAUUGCGGGUUUCGUCUGUAGUUUGCUUUCGACAUGGGAAGGAAUGUUUGCUGUCUUCCUCUACGGGUUUCAAAAUGGUGGACCGGCAGGACUAGUAUACGGCUAUAUUUUUUGCUUCAUUGGUACAUUAUGUACAGUUGCAAGUUUAGCGGAAAUGUCCUCGAUGAUGCCAUUGAGCGGAGGACAAUACCACUGGGUGUCGAUUCUCGCCCCCAAGUCCCACGCAAAGUUCCUCUCAUACAUGACAGGUUGGCUUACGGUUAUUGGCUGGCAAGCAGGUCAAGCAAGUAUCGCUUUUCUCUGCGCAACAUUAGUCCAGGCUUUAGUGAUAUUGAACCAUCCAACCUACGUUCCUGAGCGAUGGCAAGCGACCUUGAUGUUCUAUGCGGUUUUAGCCGUCAUUUUGUUUGUCAAUACCUACUUGGCCCGUUGGUUGCCAAAGAUUGAAGGAUUGGUUCUUUGCAUUCAUAUACUCGGAUUCUUUGGCGUUCUUAUUCCGCUAGUCUACCUUGCACCUCAUGGAAAACCAAGUGCUGUAUUUGCUACAUUUUUCAACGGAGGCGGUUGGUCCACAGACGGAAUAUCAUUCUUUAUCGGCUUGAUCACAAGUGUUUUCUCCUUUCUCGGAGCCGAUUCUGCUUGUCAUAUGAGUGAAGAAAUUCACAAUGCAUCGACUGUCGUACCUUGGGCGAUGAUCAGUACUACUAUAUUGAAUGGCGUCUUGGGGUUUGCAUCACUCAUCGCCCUCCUCUUCUGCCUCGGAGACAUCAAUGAUGCUCUCACCUCGCAUACGGGAUUUCCGUUCAUUGAGAUAUUUAGGCAAGCCACUAAUAGUAACGCUGCUGCAACCGGGAUGACAUGUAUCAUUCUUAUAAUUUUGUUCGCCGCGGGUAUUGGUAUCAUGGCAACUGCUUCACGUCUACUUUGGUCUUUCGCGCGAGAUAAUGGAGUACCAGGUAGCGCAUAUAUUUCUCGCGUGCAUGAACCAACAGCAUUACCAAUAUACUCUAUCCUCGUCAGUGCUACCAUCUCACUUCUAUUGGCACUAAUCAAUAUCGGAAGCACGGCAGCAUUCAACUCGAUUGUAUCUGUGAAUGUUGCGGCAUUCUUUACUUCAUAUAUGAUACCUAUCGUUCUAAUCCUCAAGAAACGUCUCCGAAAAGAUCCAAUCAAAGACAAGAUACACUGGGGACCGUGGAAAAUGGGUCCAAUCCUUGGUCCAAUCGUCAAUAUAGCUGGACUAAUCUAUUCGAUGAUCACCAUGUUCUUCAGCUUCUGGCCUAGCACUCAAGUCGUUACUCCGGUCACUAUGAAUUGGUCCUGUGUCAUUUUUGCUGGAGCUAUUACUUACAGCGUGGUGUUCUAUGUGAUCUGGGGUAGACACGCCUACAAGUGGCCAAUUGUCGAUCCUAUCAGAAGACAGCAGUAG
Messenger RNA from Sclerotinia borealis F-4128, 1587 nucleotides. The record is from the annotation of a GenBank genome assembly. Lineage: Eukaryota; Fungi; Ascomycota; Leotiomycetes; Helotiales; Sclerotiniaceae.